AUGGGUCCGAGAAUUAUUGUAUCAGAUAGUCAGGAAUCUGUUCAUUUCUUACGUUACAAAUCAAAUGAAAAUCAACUAAUUAUCUUUAGUGAUGAAACAACCCCUCGUUAUAUAACAUCAAUAUGUUUAUUAGAUUAUGAUACAGUUGCUUGUGCUGAUCGCUUUGGGAGUAUAGCUAUUCUUCGAUUACCAAAAAAUUUGGUUGAGGAAGUUCAGGAAGACCCUACAGGUGUUCGGGCACUUUGGGAUAGAGGAAAUAUGAAUGGAGCUUCUCAAAAAUUGGAAUUAAUUGCACAUUUUUAUAUUGGAGAUUUAGUAACUAAAUUACAAAAACAAGUAUUGUCCCUGGUUCUGAUGAUUCUUUAAUUUAUACAACAAUUUCUGGUUCAAUUGGAAUGCUUGUUCCUUUUAUUUCGAGAGAU
This is a messenger RNA of Meloidogyne enterolobii, 422 nucleotides long. NCBI's taxonomy places the organism in Eukaryota, Metazoa, Nematoda, Chromadorea, Rhabditida, Meloidogynidae. The record is from the annotation of a GenBank genome assembly.